Messenger RNA from Solanum pennellii, 990 nucleotides. RefSeq lists its product as uncharacterized. The coding region runs from base 1 to 990 and encodes 329 amino acids. The transcript is spliced from 2 exons. Lineage: Eukaryota; Viridiplantae; Streptophyta; Magnoliopsida; Solanales; Solanaceae. The record is from RefSeq and is a predicted model, not a curated record.
AUGGUGAACCCAGUGGAUACUCCAAUUGAUUCAACAAUAAUAGAGAUUUCAACUGUUGAAGAAAAUCGGACAUUGAGACAUAUUAUGGCACAGUUGUGGCAAGCCUGGGCCAAUGUACAAGAACCACCAACGUCUAUUCCUGGUUUUCCUAAGAUCACUACUAUCCGAUCUUCAUCUUCUCAGGUCCCAAUAUCAUACCCAUUCUUCCCUCCAAGGUCUGGUCCAUUUGAUAAUUGUAGGGCCGGGCCAUCAACAACACGCCCUCAAGGCAUGUCAUUCAGGAAUAAUACCAUCGUCACAACAGCUGCACCGGUCUACACUCUCCCAAAACCAACUGUUACGCAGAGAGCAACUCAAGAGGGAAACUUCACCACUCAUCCAGAGAAAUACUAUACUCCUGGGAUAGCAUUUUGGGGCCCUAACUCUGUAAAAUUCGGCUACCCCAUUGAUGUGGAGAGGCCCACUCAAGGCUCAGAGCAAGAAGAAAUGUUGAAAAAAUUGAAAAGCAUCGAGCAAGACAUGAAGAGCAUGCAUGGGUUAGGAGGGCACAAAAGUGUCGCGCUCAAGGACUUGUGUAUGUUCCCAAAUGUCCACCUGCCACCUGGGUUCAAAACCCCUAAGUUCGAUAAGUAUGAUGGGCACGGUGAGAGCCUGACUGGUGUCGCUUCAGAAUGGUUUAUAGACCAAAAGAUCUCCCAUUGGCACAUAUGGGAUGAUAUAGCUCAAGAUUUUGUUAGACAAUUUAAGUACAACAUCGACAUUAUGCUGGAUCGCUAUACACUCUCCAAUAUGAGAAAGAAGCCAAGUGAAAGCUUUAGAGAAUAUGUUAUCAAAUGGAGAGAACAAGCAGCCCGAGUUAAGACACCGUUAAAUGAGAAAGAAUUGGUUGAUAUCAUUAUAGAGGCUCAAGAUCCUAACUACUUCUACCACCUCACAGCCGCAAUGAGAAGACCGUUUCACAUAGCAAUCAAAAUUGGGGACAUGGUCUAA